Messenger RNA from Parascedosporium putredinis, 1647 nucleotides. The record is from the annotation of a GenBank genome assembly. NCBI's taxonomy places the organism in Eukaryota, Fungi, Ascomycota, Sordariomycetes, Microascales, Microascaceae.
AUGCAUCAGCCGGAGACGAGGAAGUACCAGCUCUUUCCUAAGGGAAACCAGACAGCCACCAAGGUCCUGGACCCCGAGCAAGCUUUUGCCCAUGCCAUGUCUCAGAGCUCCAAGACCGAGAAGAGCGAUAAGCUGGCGGCGGCAAGCAACGGCCUCAGGAUAAGAAUCAAGGAGCACAACCUCACCAGGCGACGGAAAAUCAGCGUGCCCGACCUUGGGCCCAUGACUACGGUCCAGGAGGUCGCUAUGGACUCUCCUACGAUUCCUGGAAGGCCUCCUCUCCACGAGCGAUCCGUUAGCGCACCUGGCCAGAGCUGGAAGCAACAGAGCAGCCAGCUUUUCGACAUGUCUUUCCUCCACAGCCCGAUCGAAGAGAUCAUCCUCCCCACAAGCAGCAUGGCCGCUCUUCAAAGUGAAAACCGGUCUCCCACACCAACCAAGCAACCUCUCUCGCCGAAACAUCUCGCUCCCCUCGUCAUUCCUACCCAGCAGGGUACCCUCCCUCGCCUUGCCAAGCAGAUUUCCCUCACCCGCCUCCGGUCUGGGAGCACUCCCGUUGAGCCCCUAAUCCGUUCUGCCAGGACCGACGACUCUCCGAGAACUCGUACUCCCUUCACGCCACUCUCUUCGAGCUCGACCCAAAUGACUGCUUCCACUUUACCUACGCCCAUUUCCGCCCCAAUUACUGAGUCUUCUCGCGCCUCCCCAAAGCCUUGGGAAGCCCCGAGGGCCACGACGCCAACCCAGGCCAUGAUUGAGAGGGUGGGCACCCCCAAGACAGACGAGCCCCGAAGCGCCAAUGCCGUUUUGUACGGUCAUCGCAGAGGCGUCUCCGAGUCGGGCAGCAUUAUGGACAGGGGCCGACCUAAGAAGAGGAACGACAUCCGCAAUAAUAAUGGCCCCCUCCUGAAGAGGUCAGACUCGAAGAAGCGCAGCCAAAGUGCAGAGCGAAGAGCCUUUGAGCAGCUUCCCAAGGGCUGGAAAGCAAGCGAGGCCCCUAGCGCCCUGACUCCCAGCGAGGUAUCGGAGCUCUACAGGCAGGCUGUCGGCCAGGCAGCUCGUUUCGAGGUCCUCCGCAAGGAGGAUGUAGAGGCUUUGUCAAGGGAACUCCGCCACCUCGAUGAGCGGACGGAAUAUCUCCGUCGCACUUAUACCUCUCUCCGCGCCGGGCGACGCAACCUCCAUUCCCGGAUUUGCCAGUAUCUGCGAUCUCCCCGCGUAGCAAGAUUCAGCCAUGACUCCAUGCUGAAGCAGGAAGAGGCUCUUGCAGAACUUGAUGCGUCCAUUGACGAUUGGGUGACCAAGCUCGAGCAGGCUGAGAACCGCCGUACUCGCGUCCGCCAAAAGCUCCUUGAGCACGUCGCGGCCGCGGCGACUCUUCCAGUCACAAAUGCCACCUCGGCCUCGGAGUCGCUGCAACUUGCUAUGGGCAUCCGCCCUCCUCAGUACAACGGAGUGGGUAACAUCUCCACACCUCCACGAAGUCCUACCAAGGCUGGCUUCUCGGGCAACACGACAACAACCACAUCCGCCUCCACCUCCCCGCACCGUGCCGCCGCCCACGUCCCCAGCACUAUCCUAGAGCAGCCCCUCGUCGAGGAGGCCGCUGCUAUUAGUGAUCUCAAGAACCCCAUCACCGCCCCCUAA